GGUCUCUGAAAUAUCAAGAUACUCGUCCCAACUCAGAUUUAACACACGCCGCUCAAAGUCAAGAUGUUUUUCAUGAAACUUACGGUCCUUGCAAUCCUCCUAGUUGGGUUCUGUGCCCCAAUGAAGUCUUCUACACUUGCUAGAGAUACCCAUAAAGCCGACGAGAGCGUUGUCUACCCAGACUAUCGCAGAUCGACUAGUGACGAAUCUGUCGUCUAUCCGGAGUAUCAAAGAAAUGCACCAUCUAACGACGAUAAAUCCAUCAUCUAUACCGACUAUCGCCGAUCAGUUAGUGACGAGUUCGUCAUUUAGCCCGAUUACAGUAGAGAAGUGGUGGGCAGAGAUAUUGACGCUGCAAAAGAGGAUGGUUCUGUAAUUUACCCAGAUUAUCUCCGAGAUAUUGAUUAUUAGACGGUUAUAAUUGGCUUCUAUGUUUAUAUUAUAGCAUUAUACAGUUUAAAUCCCUGUUACUGUUACUUCCAAGGUUGUGGGGAUUUAUUAUCAAAGAUUUUUUUAAAGCCGGGGAUUGUGGAGAAUUGAUCUUAGCUACA
Molecule: messenger RNA, 551 nt
Organism: Botrytis cinerea B05.10
Lineage: Eukaryota; Fungi; Ascomycota; Leotiomycetes; Helotiales; Sclerotiniaceae
Exons: 2
Coding region: 64-312 (82 amino acids)
Source: RefSeq, a predicted model, not a curated record